AUGGAAUUAGCUAGUAAUACCGAUCCUGAAUGUGUGAGAAACAUCAAUGAAAAUCAAAUGACUAAUAUGACCAUUGAAUCAAGUAGUGGCUCUAAACCUCCGUUGCCACCUAAGGACUCUAAGGACAAAGCUGAUGAUUAUUCUGAGCCUAGAGCUGUGUGCAACUAUUGUGGCAAAGAUUAUGCAAAUGAUACUAGAAGAAAUGGGACAAGUACUCUUUGGAACCAUAUAAACAAUCAGUGUAAGAAGAAUCCUUACAAAUUAGAAGAUAAGAAGCAAAAGAUUUUACAUUUUCUAAAGAAGAGUGACAGUGAGGAUGGAAGUGGACCAGGUAGUACUGUUGUAGCUACAGGAUUUAGUCAGGCAGCUUGUAGGAUGACGUGUGCCAAAAUGAUUGUCAUUGAUGAAUUGCCAUUUUCGUUUGUGGAGCAGGAAGGGUUUAGAUCAUUUUGUAGUACUGCAUGCCCUAAGUUUGAUCCUCCUUCACGCAUUACAAUUGCUAGGGAUAUAAUUAGUCUCUACAAUGAAGAGAAGAAAAAAUUGAAGUCAUUUUUUGUUAAGAAUUCACAAAGAGUCUCUCUUACCACUGAUACAUGGACUUCCAUUCAAAAUGUUAAUUAUAUGGUGCUUACAGCUCAUUUUAUAGAUUCUGAAUGGAAAAUGCAAAAAAGAAUAUUGAAUUUUUGUCAAAUUUCAUAUCAUAAGGGAGAGACAAUUGGCAAAACAAUUGAGGCAUGUUUGAAAGAAUGGGGGAUUGAGAAGGUUUUUACAAUCACAGUUGACAAUGCUGCUUCUAACAAUGGGGCUUUUGGGCACAUGAGAAAAAAGAUUACAGAUUUGGAAGAGUGCUAUGAAGUUCAAACCAUUAUGGAUUUUAUCAAGAGCAUUCUAGGGAAGUUAGUGAAUUUUUAUGCAUCAAUUGAAUCUGAUGAACAAGGUGGGACAACUUCUAGACCAAGGUUUCUAGUUGUGGAUCCUGAUGAGGAUGAUACUGUUAACAUGUUUAAAUCCGGUUUUGAGAAAGAAGGUUUUCAAGAUAAUGCUACUGAAAUGAAAAUGAGCUUGAAAGGCUGCAAUAGAUUCGGCUGCACCUAUUGA
Messenger RNA from Diospyros lotus (date-plum), 1098 nucleotides. Its product is annotated as zinc finger BED domain-containing protein DAYSLEEPER-like. NCBI's taxonomy places the organism in Eukaryota, Viridiplantae, Streptophyta, Magnoliopsida, Ericales, Ebenaceae. The transcript is spliced from 4 exons. Bases 1 to 1098 code for a protein of 365 amino acids. The record is from RefSeq and is a predicted model, not a curated record. Gene Ontology annotation, molecular function: DNA binding.